AGUGACUGGAAUGCGACGCUACAUCCUCACAUAGCAGUAUCGAAAUCGACGACGUCAUUCUCCAAAGUAUAAAAAGGCCAGCUACACCACUGAGACCUAAACAACAGUAAGACAAGGGACGUCAAGGGAGAAAGGAAGAAACCAAGAAGGCAUUGAAACAAGACCAAUACCCCCAAAUCUGCGAGGCUAGACAUCAGAGAAGAUGCUGGGAGCAAGACUUGCCUUCUGCUACGGAUUUCUGCACCUGUUGCUGCAGACGCACGUCCUCGUUUGUGCCUACCCCUACAGCGACCCUGUGGUCAGAGAUACUGACACUUUAAAGACCUUACUUCAACGCCUGGAAGAGGCAUUUUUGCUGACCGUCAGAGCAGAGUCAUUAGAGAGGGGCCAGGUGGCUGAUGGAAUGCCCAAAGAGCAAUCAUACGAUGCGGAGGAUGGAAGCCAAGAGCGCGACGCAGAGGAAUCGGCUAUUGGAUACAGCACGCUGGAUGCAGAGGAGGCGCGUCUCCCGGACAGGAAUAGCAACGGCUUUCUGAACCCACUUAGGAACACAAAACGAUAUUCUGGCUGCUUCGGAAGGAGACUCGACCGCAUCGGAUCAAUGAGUGCACUGGGAUGCAACGGUGGUUCUAGAUUGAGUUACAAAAGAAGUUAAAACCAUCGUUCGAGUCCCCUACUGUACACCGGCUCUACGGAAUGCAAUGUGGAUUUUUUCAAGACAAUUAAAUGUCAUUAAACAACUUUCUAUUUAUUUGCUAUUUAUGUAUUACUUAUUUUGUUUAAUAUUUAAUAUUUAUUGAACAUUAUUUAUUUUAAAAAACGCAUUGAUUUCAUUGUUCAUUUAUUGAUUGCUGUUUUAAAACUGCAAUAACUGUAUUUCAAGUCAUUAAAAAAGCGAUACAAUAAACUCUCUUUAUUUUAUCAAUUA
Messenger RNA from Acipenser ruthenus (sterlet), 928 nucleotides. Its product is annotated as brain natriuretic peptide. Bases 203 to 655 code for a protein of 150 amino acids. NCBI's taxonomy places the organism in Eukaryota, Metazoa, Chordata, Actinopteri, Acipenseriformes, Acipenseridae. Gene Ontology annotation, molecular function: hormone receptor binding; hormone activity. Gene Ontology annotation, biological process: receptor guanylyl cyclase signaling pathway; negative regulation of systemic arterial blood pressure; cGMP biosynthetic process. The transcript has 3 exons. Gene Ontology annotation, cellular component: cytoplasm; nucleus; extracellular region. The record is from RefSeq and is a predicted model, not a curated record.